Molecule: messenger RNA, 1958 nt
Organism: Brassica oleracea var. oleracea
Lineage: Eukaryota; Viridiplantae; Streptophyta; Magnoliopsida; Brassicales; Brassicaceae
Product: vesicle-associated protein 1-4-like
Exons: 4
Coding region: 994-1935 (313 amino acids)
Biological process (GO): signal transduction
Source: RefSeq, a predicted model, not a curated record
UUUCGUUCUCACAUCGAGGAGGUUUUCCACAUAAAAAUUGUGUGUCUCAUUUACGUUUUUCUGCAUAUCACAUCCCGCCAUCGUCAAAGUAUUUUCUUCACAGGUUCACACAGGGUCUGGGGAACACGACCAUUAGUAUUUCCGCUGCGCCGUGUGUCUUUCCCCAACAAAAUGUUGGAGUAUCUUCCCAACUGUUUGGGCAGUCUAAAAUUUCUUGAUGAGCUAAUAGUCUCUGGUUGUUCAAGGCUCAAAAAUCUUCCAGAUGUCCGGAAUAGCUUAAAACAGCUCCAGAUUUUACUUUUUGAUGGGACGGGAGCGAACGAGAUGCCAAGCAUAUCGUGCUUCACUGUAUACGAAGGGCCUGCUGAUAAUUUCUUAUAACCUUUUGGGUCAUAUGACACCGUGAGGGAAUAGGCUUGUGGUGUUAAUGGAGUAUCCUCACUACGACAUCUAUGUUUGAGUGGAAAUACUUUUGUCAGCCUGCAGCCUGACAUCGUAAAACUUUAUAAUCUAAAAUUGCUUGAUGUGAAGCAGUGCAAGAAGCUGAGGUUUGUUCCAACGCUUCCACCUAGACUUCAGUUUUUUGAUGCACAUGGCUGUGAUUCACUGGAAAGAGUUGCAAACCCUCUGGCCCUUCCUUUGUUGUCUGAGCAGAUCCAUGCCAAAUUCAAUUUUUCCAACUGCAACAAGUUGGAUGAAGACGCAAAGGAUAGUAUCAUAUCCUAUUCUCGGUGGCGAAGCCAGUUAGUGCUAGAUGAACUCACUCGUUACAAUAAGGUCUGUCUCUCUCUCUAUCAAUUUCCAGUCUUCCUGUAUGUAAUCUUCCGGCAUGGUUCAGUCACCGAGCCUUUGGACCGGUGUUAAGGUCAAAUCUGCCUCCACACUGGAGUGACAAUAAGUUAACUGGAAUAGCCCUUUGUUCUGUUAUCUCAUUUCCUGACUACCAUGAGCAGAGGAAUCCUCUCUUAGUGAAAUGUACUUGUGUGUUCAAUAAUGAAUAUUAGUCUCGUAUUCGCUUUAGUUGUAUUAUUGGCAGUUGGAGCAAAUCAAGUAACACACCAGGAAAGAUUGAAGCGUCUCAUGUCUUUAUUGGCUAUACCAGUACAUUGGAUAUCAAGAAAUAUGUUGAGGUGCGGAUGUAGUCAUACUGAGGCUUUGUUUGAAUUUCAAGUGACUGAUGGUACAAAAGUGUUAGAAGGUUGUGAGGUGCUGAAGUGUGGCUUUAGUUUGUACUAUGCAACCGAUGAAUUGCGGAUAAAAUCUACUGUCAGUGGCCCUCUUGAAGCAAAUCAGUACAUAUCGUAUUCAGAAAACGUGACAAUCUCGAAUGUAAGACCGGAGAGCGGAACAGAAGAGAGAUCACCAGCGCAAAGAACCGCUACCAGUUACCAACCACCGACCACUGAGUCUCGUGUAUCUCCUCAUGUGUAUGGAACAUCGGAUAUGGACCCCCUGUUGUCUGGGGAACCCCAACAAUACAGAGCCGACCUUUUUCCCGCAGUUGCAUCUUCUUCUUCUCAAGCUGGACUUGGACGAAGUCAUUCUCAGAUUUUUGUCAGUUUUCAUGGAGGUGACCUGCGCAGGACCUUUGUCAGACAUCUCGUUAGUACUUUGACAGAUGCUGGGAUCAGCGUCUUCACAGACAAUGAUAAGGGAAAUGGGAUAAAACUACAAAAUUUCUACAAGAGGAUAGAGGAGUCUAAGAUUGCAGUCGCCAUCUUCUCCGAGAGGUACAUCGAGUCACAUUUUUGCUUGGACGAGCUUGUAGCAAUGGACAAGCUUGUAAGGGAAAACAAACUCUUGGUGAUUCCUGUCUUCUACAAUGUGAAACCAAGCGACGUGAAGCAUCUCAAGGGAGAAUUCGGUAGACGUUUCAAAGAGAUGAGAGUAAGAUACAAGGACGAAGCUGAGAAGGUCCUGAAGUGGGAGACUUAGGUGAAGUCCAUUGCGAAGACAAU